Messenger RNA from Coregonus sp. 'balchen', 37638 nucleotides. The record is from the annotation of a GenBank genome assembly. NCBI's taxonomy places the organism in Eukaryota, Metazoa, Chordata, Actinopteri, Salmoniformes, Salmonidae.
AUGUAUGCUUUUGCGUGCGUGUGUGUGUUUGCCAUUGACUCCUACUGUGACAACGCCAGCUCCUGCUGUGAACGGUGGGUGACACUUUGACCUCACGUGACCCCUCACAGCUUGACCCCUGACCUUUAGUCUGCAGUAUGGAGAAUUAGAGUGAGUGUCACUUCCUCAUUUCCUAUGUGUCAGAGGUCACAUCGUCUGGUGGUGAGUGUGUAAACAGGGAAUUCUGAGUCUGUGAGGAGCAUGUGAGGAUUUUGGUGGGAGAGCACAGGGACUCAGGGAGAGUCUGUUUGUUCUAUAAACAAUCAAUCACUCUGAAGUAGCUAGUGAAAACAGGGACUAGAUCUGUGAUGGGUCAGAUGAAUUGCAGGCUGUUGACACAGCCCCCUCCUAUAGUUUUACCCCCCUCCCCCCAGAUGACAGACGAGUAGACCUCACACAGACUGACAGCCAUAGUUUGUACAUCUCAGUUGUUAUAAUGCUUAUAUAGGUCUAUCUCAUUAGUAUCUUAUUCAUCAUUUUAGGCAAUGCUGGAAUGAUUUUCAUUGUUUUGCUUACUUUGUGUAUUAUAAUUAGCUCAUGUGCUUUUCUCAACGAGGAGGGGAUACUAUAAUAAUAAUAAUAAUAAUAAUAAUAAUAAUAAUAAUAAUAAUAAUAGGCCAUGCAUAGCCAAUGUGAUUUAUUUUUAUCAGGAUAUUUUCUACCUGCAGGCUGCAAUGUUUUAAUUUGUUGGCUUUAUGUAGGCUAUUUUUAGUUGGCAAUGGCAAUAGAAGUUACUUUUAGAUUUGUAUAAUUUUCAUUUCGUUUUAGAUAUCAUUUUUAUUAAUCACAUGACAAUGAUUUUGAGAUAGGAAGACUAAUUAAAUAAAUGAAACUGUUCCACGAAAAUGUGCAUACGAAAAUCAUAACUGGCACGCAGAUCGGUAGAAAUGGUAAGAUAAAUCGUCACACCCACACAGUCAACUGACUUAUAAAAGGUGCUAUGUUGUUGGGUCUGUAAUCAUGUUCAAUAAUAGACCCAUGUAAUUCCAGUUGAUAUUUGAGAGGGUUGUUUUGUUUGCGCAAUGCGCUGUCUGUGUGUCGGUAUAUUGUCUAUAAAAGUGGAUCCUCAUGAUUGUAUUUCCCUUCCUUUUUAGAACACGUAGGCCUACUAAAAUAAUACAAUGUUGUGUAGUGGCUUUGCUGGUAUGCAUCUAAAACAAUUGGUUAAGUUUGCCCCACCAAGAUUUACAAGUUAAAAUCACCAGUGGUGUGUAGUCGUUACAAAGACACUGGCCACAGAUACUCACUGUCUUACCCACCUCCUAUCCUAUUCAACUGAACUGUAAAGGAGGUCAUCGUGUGUUUGUGUGUUAUGCUGCUUAUUGUUAUCUAAAAAGGUGUUGUAAUCUUCUCUAGCUGGCUAACAGAGUCAGAUCUGGGACAUUGACUAGGAAAACAUAGCACCUUUUAUAAGUCAGUUGACUGUGUGGGUGUGACGAUUUAUCUUACAAUUUCUACCGAUCUGCGUGCCAGUUAUGAUUUUCGUAUGCACAUUUUCGUGGAACAGUUUCAUUUAUUUAAUUAGUCUUCCUAUCUCAAAAUCAUUGUCAUGUGAUUAAUAAAAAUGAUAUCUAAAACGAAAUGAAAAUUAUACAAAUCUAAAAGUAACUUCUAUUGCCAUUGCCAACUAAAAAUAGCCUACAUAAAGCCAACAAAUUAAAACAUUGCAGCCUGCAGGUAGAAAAUAUCCUGAUAAAAAUAAAUCACAUUGGCUAUGCAUGGCCUAUUUCAAGGAACUUGAAGUAUUGUAUCAACUAUCAACUUGGUCCAGCCCAAAGCUUGUGCUAACAAACUUGCAACAUUGUAUAAAGUAUUCUGGACCCACAGAGUUUCCCAUGCCAGUGAGCUCCGGACAGACACAGCUGUAGGCUAUUUGCGUAAGGGAUAAGAAGUAAUCAGGUAGGCCUAUUUUAUAAUGUUUCCACCGGAUCAGAGCAUGGCAUUUCUUUCCCCUUUCAGGUGGAGUUGUUAUCGAAAGGGAGAGAGCUGUAAAGAUUUUUCAAAUAGGCUACCUUGAGGAACAAUUGUCAUUCUCAAUGGAUGUAAAAACAGACUUCGUUUACUUGCUAUUUCGAGGAGAAGAAAAAAUUGCUUUGAGAAGCUCCACAGCUCAUUAUUGGUGGUGAGUUAAGACAAUCAGAAAUACUAUCAGAUCCCCAAAUGGGCACAUUUAUAAGCCUACAUUUGCGCGCAGGCCAGGUAGCCUUGGUCUACUUCUAUGAGUAAUCAGGUGCGCGUCCUUACAAAACACAAUGACUAAAUUGACAAAACUCGUUAAUGGAAUGAAAUAAACCAAAACUUGUUUCUCACAAGUGUAGCAUAGGUUGUGCACUCUGCAAACAACGUGUCCACUCCGACAAUGACAACUGUAAAAUACUGUAAUGAUAAUAAUAUAUUGAAUGCAUUAACAGAAGCUAUGGUAACCAAAUAAACAUUGUAGAUUAAAAAUUAGGGGAAAUAACGGUAAAUGCAGUACUGUUGAGCCACCCCCGUGGCCUCAGCAAUGGAUUAGUCCACUGAGACAGGCGUCAAUCAAGAUGUGCCAUAAAAAUAAAUGUUUUUUGCAACUGGCUGACAAAAAAAUUCCCAGUUGACCAACAGCCUAUCGACCAAACAAUCGACCAGUCGACUAAAUGGGGUCAGCCCUAGUGUGACCUCUUACCCCAUCCUCUAAGCUUCCAUCACAGUAUUACUGGAACACAGCUGGUGGGAACAUUCAGGACUAACACACACACACAGAGUGACUGCAUGCGUGAUGGAGCAUGUGGUUCUUCCCUGUGGUCUUUUGAGCACAGCCCUUCCACCCUGAUUGCAGAAUGAGGUGUUUUUUGAGACACCCAUCCUGUUGACCACUGCUGGGCACGGGAGGCUGAUGCUUGGGGGUCCAGAAGAGGAGGAAGGGAGGUAGGCUAAGAAGGCUAAUGUGUUGUGAGCGCUUUGGUGCAUACUGCAAUGGCUGCUAUGCAUCACCUUACGAAUGAUCUAUGGUUCAUAUCCUUGUCUAUCUGUCUGUCUCUUCAUCUGCACCUCUCUCUCUCUCUCUCUCUGAUUAGUCUACCCUCUGUUCACUCAUAUUCACAUUCAUGACUGCAAGGGUUACAGACGAGGCAGCACAGGAGGUGUGUGUGUUUGACACUCCCAGGGGUGUCACACUGAGAGGUUCAGUGGGUUCCUCCCUCCUGCUGUCUGUGUCCAUAUCUUCCCCCUCCUUCCCUCCCUUCCUCACUUCUCCCUUUCUCACUACAUCUCUCUCUUUUUUCCUUUACUAUAAAUCUCCCACUGGUCCCGUAUGUUAACCUCCUCUGGGCUUGUGGUUUGUAAUUCAUGUCUGUCUGCUGUAGUUUGUCCAUCUCUCUGUGUGACUGUCUAACCAUGCUUGACUGCCUCUGACCAUAUUUGACCAUGCUUGACCGCCUCUGACUGUGUGACUGACCACUGUCUCUUAGUCAGAUGCCAAAUAUGGGUUUACAACAUGCUCCUCUGUUUAGUCAUCCAUCCUGUUUCUCUCUCUCUGUGUGUGUGUGUGUGUGUGUGUGUGUGUCUAUGUUAUCUGUAUCUCCACUUAAAAAUCAUAAAGAACGAAACAGACUUCUCCAUAGCUAAGAGUUUCUGCACUGAUGUGUUGCUUGGCAACCAACCAACAAAUGAUCUUCUCUUGUUGAUAGUAAGACAGAUGGACCAAUAAUGACACUGAGUCAGAUUACCAUUUAGUGACCAGCUGUGGUCACGUUCCCCAUUUCCAGUUUUCCGGAGGAAAAUUCCAUUCCUAUUCUAUGUUGGGAAUAUUGUGUCAGGCUAUAUUGAGGGCAGACAUGACUCAGGGGCCUUAGAAUGAGGGUCCCAUCAUUGGGGAUGAGGGGAGAGGUUAUACGGACACACCUGGUGCCCAAAUAUAUGACGUAUGUCGUGCAGCGAGAGUCGAGUGGAGACGUAUGGAUUCCGUUUAGUCGGUUCAGUCAGUCGUCCUGAUAAGCCCUUCCCAGCUAGCUAGUUUAUAUACGUGGCUAGAAACAAUUUGGAACAAAUUGGCUACUUUAGCUACCGCCGGCGACAUGUGAUACAGCUUCCCGGUGGGAAGCAACUCACGUUGGCAAGCACUAGCCUCUUCGCCCAACCAUAUUACUUCGUUCCGAGAGGCCUGUUGCCCGGAGCGAAGAGGCUAGCAAGCACCUUGAUACAACAUUGUUGCACUGGUCAUUCGCAACAGCUUGACAUCCAGAUGGUGACCAAUACUACAAGUUAUUUCUCCAUCACCCAUCGAAAUAAACAUAACUUUCUUUUACACGAUUGAACUAGCACCAUGUUGCUGCUGUUGUCAGCUAGCCAGCAUAAACUAGCUAGCUGGGAAGGGAUCAUCAGGACGACUGACUGAACCGAAUCCAUUCGUCUCCACUCGACUCUCAGGUGUGCAACAUACAUCAUCAAUUUGGGCACCAGGUGUGUCUGUAAAACCUCUCCUGGGGAUGAGGAUUUUAGGACCAGGGGAUCAUUUAACCCCUUAUCCACCACCUUGACUCUUUCUGAGCUUCAUAAAUAAUCUACUUAUAACGACCCCUCAACAUUUCCCCAAUGAUCUUCGACCUACUCAAAGACCUAUACUCAAAGCUAACAUGGUCAAUAGACCACACACAGAGAGAAAACUACAGUCAACUAGAGACAAACUAACCCACUCAUCUAUCCAGUUAGUAUUCUGAUUAUUGCAUUAUAUCAUGAAGCUGUAGGCGUGGAUCAGAAAACCAGUCAGUAUCUGGUGUGACCACCAUUUGCCUUAUGCAGCGCAACACAUCUCCUUCGCAUAGAGUUGAUCAGGCUGUUGAUUGCGGACUGCGGAUUGUUGUCCCACUAAUCUUCAAUGGCUGUGCGAAGUUGGAUAUUGGCGGGAAAUGAAACAUGCUGUCGUACACGUUGAUCCAGAGCAUCCCAAACAUGCUCAAUGGGUGACAUGUCUGGUGAGUAUGCAAGCCAUGGAAGAACUGGGAAAUGUUCAGCUUCCAGGAAUUGUUUACAGAUCAUUGUGACCUGGGGCUGUGCAUUAUCAUGCUGAAACAUGAGGUGAUGGUGGCGGAUGAAUUGCACGACAAUGGGCCUCAGGAUCUCGUCACGUUAUCUCUGUGCAUUCAAAUUGCCAUCGAUAAAUUGCAAUUGUGUUCAUUGCCCGUAGCUUAUUCCUGCCCAUACCAUAACCUCAACACCACCAUGGGGCACUGUGUUCACAACGUUGACAUCAGCAAACUGCUUGCCCACACAAACACCAUACAUGCUGUCUGCCAUCUGCCUGGUACAGUUGAAACUGGGAUUCAUCCAUGAAGAGCAUACUUCUCUUAGCGUGCCAGUGGCCAUCAAAGGUGAGCAGUUGCCCACUGAAGUCGGUUACGACGCUGAACUGCAGUCAGGUCAAGUCCCUGGUGAGGACGACGAGCACGCAGAUGAGCUGAUACAUUCUCUGGCAAUAGUUCUGGUGGACAUUCCUGCAGUCAGCAGGCCAAUUGCAUUCUCCCUCAACUUGAGACAUCUGUUGCAUUGUGCACAUUUUAGAGCAACCUUUUAUUGUCCCCAGCACAAGGUGCACCUGUGUAAUGUUCAUGCUGUUUAAUCAGCGUCUUGAUAUGCCACACCUGUCAGGUGGAUGGAUUAUCUUGGAAAAGGAGAAUUGCUCACUAACAGUGAUGUAGACACAUUUGUGCACAUAAUUUGAGAGAAAUCAGCUUUUUGUGCGUGUGGGACAUUUCCGGGAUUUUUUAUUUCAGCUCAUGAAACAUGGGACCAACACUUUACAUGUUGCGUAUAUAUUUUUGUUCAGUGUAGUUUAAAGAGCCAUAAUAGCUACGGUGGGGUCUAAUAUGUACUGUGAAGUGCGAUCGUUCUCUCUGCUCCUGGACUCAAUCCAUUCCUCUCCUUUUCAAACCCUUUUGUUCCUCCUCUUUCAUCAUCUCCUCUCUCAUGAGACACAUUCCUUAUUUUCUGUAAUUAUUAAUUAAUUAAUGAAUUACAGAAUUAUAUUUCUAUUGGGGAUGUUAAUACAUUACAUCAAGGCAUUUCUUUCCACCCCUAAUUAUAACAUAACGUGUGUGUAGACACACACAUACACACACUUUCAGUCUCUACCAAACUGAUGGUUGUUCCCAUGCCAUGAGGGUGUGUUUUAUGUUCAUGUUAGUAAUUAUAGGCCCACAGCUAAAUGAAUAAGGAGGAGAAAAGAGCAGCCAAUCAUAUCAACUGCUCUGAUUGGGUUCAGCUAGCCUUUCCCUGUGGACGCGCACACACACACACACACACACACACACACACACACACACACACACACACACACACACACACACACACACACACACACAUACACACACAAACAAACACGCUACAUAAAUCCAAUUAUUAACAGACUUGCGUCCCUCACCUAUGCACCAACACACACGCAUUACCCUCCGACACACAUUUGACAGGCGCUUAUCAGGCUUUUGUUUAAUAAAGUUGCACUAACAUGCCUAAACAUCUGUCUUCUGUGCUCCUGCUCUAAUUCUGCUGUUCAUCUGAAUCCUAAUUAAGCUUCAGCACUUCAGCUCUGAGCAUGAGAGAUAUAACACACACAUUUAAAUACACACACAGACAAGACACUCACAGGAGAUAUGAAAAGUCUGCGGGAGCUCUGUCUGCCGCUAGACAUAAUCAAACCUACAGAGGGAUCACUCUGUGCGUGUGUGUGUGUGUGUGUGUGUGUGUGUGUGCAUGCAUACAUACAUGUGCACGUACAUGUACACAUCAGUGACUGUGUGUGCUCAUGCACGUUAGUGUGUGUGUGUAUGUGAGUUACAGUGGCAAGUGAAUUGAUGCUCUCUGUGUGUAAGUAAGAUUAGCAGCAGAUUAAUCCUCCAGUAUCCCAUAAUCCCUUGCUGAUAGAUGGCUGCAGAUGUUGUGUGAUUACAGACCUGCUGAGCUUGUGCAGAACGGACUACUAUUUAUAGUGAGGCCGUAGUAUGUAAUCAAACUCACAGUGAAUAUAGUGCUUCUCAAUAUACACUCCAGCCACUCCUUCAAUGACGGUUUUACAUGACAUAUUUAUGCCAAUUUUUGAUCUGAUUUAGUAUAUUUUUAUUCUGGCCUCACUGUUGUGUGUUGCUGUAUUUUCUGCUUGGUUUGUGAUACUGUUGUAUCUUUGAGCUGAAAGCAAAGGGAGAGUCACUAGAGAAUCUGCCCAACAGUAGUUCACAGAGGAGAGUGGAAACACCAAAUGCCCUUUUUAACCCUUUGAGGUGGAUGGAGUGCAUGCGUUGGACUUGGUAGAACAUUUUCACUGAUUCACAAAGAGUGGCUGAAUUAAUAGGCCUGUAAAAUUCCAGAAUAACGUCCACAAAAACGCUCACCGUAAAUGGUUUAUAUCACUUAAUUGAGCAGCAACAUUUGGUUCGGUAGAUCGAGGAGGAGGAAGAGGAGGAGGAGGAGGGAUAUUAGUUCUCCUGGUGAAUGAGAGCUGGGGCUGAUGGAAUAUGAAAGGUGGUGUGUGUCACGCUCAGAGUGUGUGUGUUUGCAUGUUUGUGGAACACACAGACGCUCUCACAAACUCUGGGUACAGGCUGGAGACGGCCUGGCCACACUGGUAUUUAAAUUGGCACCCUUACCACUCUGUGCAUUAACAAGAGAGAGGGAGGGAUGGAGAGAAAGAGAAAGAUAGAGAGAGAGAGAGAGAGAGAGAGAGAGAGAGAGAGAGAGAGAGAGAGAGAGAGAGAGAGAGAGAGAGACAGAGAUCAGUGUAUUAACACACACCAGACUUAGACAGGAUUAGUAUCAGAUUAAAUAGAGCGUGUUUGUGUGUGUACCUGGAGGCACUGAAGCAAAACCGAUAGAUCAGGUGUGUGUGGUGGUAUGUAAGCUACUUGUGUAUGUGGGAAAUAGGAUGAACUGUUUGGAGAUUUAAAUGCUCAGCGAGAGUAGCUUUGCUCUCUCUCUCUCUCUCUCUCUCUCUCUCUCUCUCUCUCUCUCUCUCUCUCUCUCUCUCUCUCUCUCUGUCUGGCUGGCUGGCUGUCUCUGUCUCUGUCUCUCAAUGCUCUCCUCCAUUCCCCAGGUCACAGACAUGGCUGUGAUUUGUGUCCACAACACGCAGCACAAACAGGAAACGAUGCACUGGUUUAGAUACAAAGAUACAGGAAGUGGGUUUGUCUGCGGUUGGCUUACUCCCCCCCCCCACUCUGCAGACGCUGUUGAUCAUCUUUGUACUGAUUUCCUACAGUAACGUCUUUGUCCUACAGUCAUAUGGCAUUACAUAUCCAGUCCUUUUAGAUCAGUGAGGAUGAUGAAACAUAGAACAGAGAAAAGUAAGGCUCUCAAAUGUUGUUCACCCACACCCACUCUUCGGUUCAUGUAGUUAUUCAGUGGGCUCUUUCAUCUAGUAAUUUGAGAGGAAUUGUCUGGCUGCUUUUUUGUGUGGGCUGUUGGUUGUGUGUAUAGGGACCUGGCCUUGUAAUUUAGCUGUGGCAGUGCCCUUGCCCCCUACAGAAUAUAGCUUUAUGGUAAUUUAUUCUAUGUGAAUGCUGUUGUAGUUAACAUUAUUAGGCCCACUCUCUUAUUGGUUGUUGUUGCUGUUGUUCCAGUGUGAUUGGUCAUUGUUAACGGUCCUCUCUCUGUCCUCUCUAACAGUCAUGCGGAGGAACCCAUUUACAGCGGACGUGUGCUGUAGGAAAGGCUCCCGCAACGCACUACAGGAACUCUACAACCCCACACAGGUAGGAACCUGUGUCUCACUCUCUUUAUCUCUCUCUGUAUCUUUCUCCCCCCCCCCCUCUCUCUCUCUGUAAAUAUAGACCCCGCUGUUUUAGGCCUGACUCAGAGAGACAUUUGAAAGGUCGUGACCCUGGCUGUUUUUAGCCUUGUCCUCCCUUUCCCUUCAAACGGUGUGUGUGUAAGUGUGUGUGUGUGUAUGUCACUAAGCCUGGGUCCAUGCUCCUCUGUCUUUGUUUAUUUAUUACGUCUGUAUGACGACGUCCUUUACAUGAUGGACGAGCACCAUGGAAACCUACAUUCCAUUGCCGUGGCUUUAUUUAGCGUAACGGUCGAUUGCAUAGUUAGUAUUACAUAUUUCACUUCACGUAACUCCUUUUCAGAGCACUGCAUUCUCCCUUCAAGUACAGUAAGCUCUGCUUACAUUGCUGCAACUUACUGUAACCACAAAACAUAUGGUGAAGUAAAAUAUAUAUUGUGGGGGAGGGGAGUGAAUGGUGUGGCUAAGGUGUUUUGAGCCGAGUUCGUUGAAGAGACCUUGCUGCGUUUGCUUGUUAGGCUACUGUGGUUCUUUCUGUAUUUUUGCAGCUGCAGAAAUGGCUGUGUAUCCAAUAGCACUGUGAUAAUAGAGUUGGAUUCUCACGGGUGGUUGUCAUCAUCAGUCUAUCACUCAUACUGCAGUCUCUCAGUAAUGUCAGCACACUGCUGUUGGUGAUACUAUGACAAUGAUGGACAGGCUAGUUUCUCCUUCACUCCUCUGCAAUAAUUAUCUGUCGUUUACUCUUUUUAUUUUAUUUUUCUGUGUCUAUACACUGAGUAUACCAAACAUUAGGAACACCUUCCUAAUAUUGAGUUGCCCACAGAACAGCCUCAAUUCGUCGGGGCAUGGACUCUCUGGAGGAGGUUACAAACUAGCGUAAUCUAGCCUGCAUAAUACUGUUUGCCUUGUUUCUUUGGGGCAUGGACUCUACAAGUUGUCGAAUGCGUUCCACAGGGAAGCUGGCCCAUGUUGACUCCAAUGCUUCCCACAGUUGUGUCAAGUUGGCUGGAUGUCCUUUGGGUGGUGGACCAUUCUUGGUACACACGGGAAACUGUUGCGCGUGAAUAACCCAGCAGCGUUGCAGUUCUUGACACAAACCGGUGCGUCUGGCCCCUACUACCAUACCCUGUUCAAAGGCACUUACAUUUCUUGUCUUGCCCAUUCUCCCUCUGAAUGGCACACAUACACAAUCCAUGUCUGAAUUGUCUCAAGGCUUGAAAAUCCUUCUUUAACCUGUCUCCUCCCCUUCAUCUACACUGAUUGAAGGGGAUUUAACAAGUGACAUCAAUAAGGGAUCAUAGCUUUCAUCUGGAUUCACCUGGUCAGUCUAUGUCAUGGAAAGAGCAGGUGUUCUUAAUGCUUUGUACACUCAGUGUAUAUCUGUCAUGCACUCUCUCUCUCUCUCAUAAACUCCUCUCUCUCUCUCUCUGCAAACUAUUCAUCACAGCACACAUUUUAAAAUUAUACAAGAAGCCAUCAAACUGGUGUUUAACAGCUAAGAUUAGACUGGGUGCACGUGGACAUAUAUCAUUUUCCGCCAGGGAGUUUUCCACACCUCCUCACUCAUGUAAAGUCCCAUUGAUAUGAUAUGUGUGAGGGCAGAGGGCAGAGAGGGGUACUGUAGCUAGUGUAAGCCCCAGUGGGGUGUCGGGGGUAGCGGUUUGGAAGAGGAGCGGGGAGUUGUGGGGUUGAGGGAGGGAGUGGGGGGUCAGAAUGACGUAAGAGGUACUCUGGUAAUAUGUGUGCCCUGCCACCCACUGCCCAAUCCUAGAGCGCUUGGUUGGUCAUGUGACCGCCGAUGAGGUAGGAGUGGGUAACAAGGUGCCAUUGAGGGUUGGAAUGUCUGACUGUGGAGCUCUCUCUCUCUCUCUGUCUGUAUCUGUAUCUAGGAGGAGAUCCAGCACACACACACAGAGAGAGAGCGAGAGAGAGAGAGAGAGAGAGAGAGAGAUGGAUAGAAUCCGAGCUGUGUGAAUAUGUUUGUGUGUGUUGUCAGAAUGUAUGUCAAUUGUAAAGUAUUUUUCGUUAUGUGUCAGACCCCAGGGAGAUUAGCUGUCACCAUUGACGUGGGCUAAUGGGGAUCCUAAUAAAAUCAGAGUGUUACAGUGUCCAUCUCUGCUGCGGCUGCAAAUCACCAGUUAUUUGAAAUAUUUCAUUUUUUAGUCAUUUAGCAGACGCUCUUAUCCAGAACAACUUACAGUUUUCUUUCAUACUGGCCCCCCGUGGGAAUCGAACCCACGACCCUGGCGUUGCAAGCGCCAUGCUCUACCAACUGAGCUACACGGGGCCAUUUGACUGAUCAGGUGUGCUCCAUUGCAUUCAGGCCAGGAGAAACAGGCCUUCAUUCCCAUAUGGGUUAAUAUUUUCUCCUCCUGUAUGGUAAUACCUUCUUCCCAGUCUGAUGAGUACUGCAAGAGUCUAUACACUCACAAUACUGUCAUUACCAACCUACCAGUUAAAUACUGAUGCAGAGAUAUGGCUGGGAUGUGGGGAAGGGAACUGUAUGCAUGCAGAUAUCAGUUGCACAGCCCCCUGGCUGGGAUAUGACUGGGAUGAAUGUGAGCCGUAAUGUGGUGUCAGUGGAGCGGAGGUGAAUGAUAACACGUGUGCAUGUAUGUGUAGACAGCAGUUAAAACCUGUCUGGGUAGUAGCAGAGGAACAGAGAGAGUUGUGUGCAUUAACCCUUUAGGCAGUACUAGGAGCAUAUAUCCUUCUUUGUUGAAUAUUCUAACUGUGUGUGUGUGAUUCUGUGCGUGUGUGUGAUUCUGUGCGUGUGUGUGAUUCUGUGUGGUGUGUGUGCGUGUGUGUGCCUCUGUGCGUGAUUAUGUGUGUGUGAUUCUGUGUGUGUGUGCCUCUGCCUGUGUGAGUGAUUCUGUGUGUGCAUGGGAUUCUGUGUGUGUGUGUGUGUGUGUGUGUGCCUCUGCCUGUGUUUGUGCCUCUGCAUGUGUGUGUGUGUGUGUGUGUGAUUCUGUGUGUGUGUGUGUGUGUGUGUGUGUGUGAUUCUGUGUGUGUGUGUGUGUGUGUGUGUGUUCCUCUGCCUGUGUGUGUGGUUUUGUGUGUGGGCCUGCCUGUUACUGGUUUACCCCUCUUUCCCUGCUCUGGUUGGAUUCUCAAACCUCCUUUGGCUGGUUUUGGUUGGAUGAUUGGACGCUGGGCUAAACAUGUUGAUGACUGAAGAGGCAUGUACAGUUCAGCAUGGAACAGAAAGAGAGAGGAGAGAAGAGAGAGAGAGAGAUUUGGAGACUGCAGUUUGCAUGAUGUCGUGGCAGAAGUCGUCUAGCCCUCUGUUUUCCUCAAUGAGAGAUUGGCCUGUCAGCAUAGAUGUCCCCCAGCUCCUCUCAUCCCUCUCUCUCUCUGUGUGUCUCAGCUGUUGAAUCACAGCAACGUUGCAUCAGACAAAUAUGAUACCAACCAACUGUCUUUCUCAUACCAGUGGUGUGUGUGCUUGCGUGUAUGUGUGUUCUCACGGUGGUUGGUGAAAGCAGACAGUUUACAGCCCUCCUCCCUGGCAGUAGCUCUAUCGUCUGUGAGGGCGAGACUCAACAGGCACACAGGGGAAAGUCUCUCACCUGAACACAACUAACUACCACCGCCACACCCCAACCUAGCCUAGCCUGGAGCAGAUGACCUGUCUCACACACAUACAAACACAUACUCACUGGCUCAACAUUAUAGCACUGUUUUGUAUACUCGUACAGUACCUUUGUACAGUGUAAGCCUCAGUAUGGUAAACACAGACUUAGGUCUCUAUUUUGUUCUGUAAUGCACUUUAAUGCUAGUAACUCAUCAUGGUUUCUCUACGUCAUUCACCAAUUCCACCCAUAUACAGUAUGUAUGCUUUUCCAACUGGAGCAAAGUUUAGCCAAUAGAAAGAGACCUGUACAUAUGUGUUAUGUGUGUGUGUCUGAGUCUGUGUGUGUGUGUGUGUGUGUGUGUGUGUGUGUGUGUGUGUGUGUGUGUGUGUGUGUGUGUGUGUGUCAGGAGAAGUUGAUAGCUCAGGGAAAGUGGGAGCAGUUAGUAUUGCUAUAAUUAGGACUUCCUCUUUCCCUGCCUCUGUGUGCGUCUUACAUACAUGCACACACACACUCCGGUACGCUGCAUCAGUAUAGCGUUGUGUAAACUCACAUAGUCUCUGGUGGUGUGUUAAGUGCAGGUAUGUAGUGUUAGACUUCACCAGAGCUGUAGAUACUAUACACCGGUCAUGUCUCUGGUCCUCUGGUAAACUGGGAGCAGUGGAAAAACACUGGGUUUAUUUUCACAGGAGCCCCCUCUCACUUUCUCACUCUCUCUCUUUCUUUCUCUCAGUCGGUCUCUCUCUUUCCUUUUCUUUCUCUUGCUCUUUUUCUCUUUAUUCCCCCCCCCUUUUAUCUGGUUAUCUUACACCUGAGAACCUGUCUCUAUUCUCUGGUGACAGGUAUUUAGUUUCAGUGGGGCAGGGAGAGAUGGGGUAGUGGAGGUAUUAGAGAUCCCACACUCCUCGUAUCUAAAUCGGCCAUCUCAGGGUGUGGUGUCAGUGUCGCCUCACUUAGUCCUUUUGUGUGUGUUGGCUGGUCAGAGUCAGUGGAAACUUUCUGUGUUGUGCUGCUGGCAUAGACAUUGCUCCCUUUCAACAGUUCUCUCCUCUCCUCUCCUCUCCUCUCCUCUCCUCUCCUCUCCUCUCCUCUCCUCUCCUCUCCUCUCCUCUCCUCUCCUCUCCUCUCCUCUCCUCUCCUCUCCUCUCCUCUCCUCUCCUCUCCUCUCCUCUCCUCUCCCUCUCCCUCUCCCUCUCCCUCUCCCUCUCCCUCUCCCUCUCCCUCUCCCUCUCCCUCUCCCUCUCUCUCCCGCUCCCUCUCCUCACAUCUCAUCUCAUCUCAUCUCAUCUCCUCUCAUCUCCUCUCCUCACCUUCCCCCUCCAUCUCCUCUCUUCUUCCCUCUCUCCUCUCCAUCUUUUUGUCUCUGCCCUCUCAUGGGAUUUCACUGACCUGAAGCCUUGUCACCCUGUUUCUCUGUAAAAGGGUUUCAGGCAGCUCUCUGUCUGGUCUUGCUCCUCAUAAAUGGCAUCAUGGAAAACUCACACCGCCUGAUCUGCCCUCUGUGGAAAAUAUGAUUUUACCCCAUAAAACAGUAACCUUGUCAGGGUUUAUAGUGUGUGUGGCCACAGAGCAGUGUUCAUGUCAGGUGGUUCUGUUAAGUGAAUUAUUUAACAAACUAUUUUAGUGUCUCUGUGCGUCUCCCAAAAGGUUGUAAGUCUUUUGGGAUUUAAGUAACGGCCAGAGUCCCGGUCUGCAUGGUCAGAGAUAUUUAUUCAUUGAGAAUUCUGCCAUCACAAUUUCAGAGUCCAUCUUUUAUACUCAUACGUCAUACAAAAAGAAAUCCCUUCCCUCUGUAGGCGGGCUGUAGUUUUCCACUCUAAAACUGCUCUACUGACCUUCAGUUCACACACACACACAUAUACACACAUACAUACACACAUACACACACACACACACACACACACACACAUAUCCUACUCCCUGCAUUACUCAGUUAUUGCAGUUCUCACAAUAUUCUGCACCAUGUUUUCAUAACAGUUUCUCCCCUCCCUAAAUUGGGAGGCCUCUUUAUCUUAGUUUCUCAGUUGUCUUUGUUGACUGGCCUGACUCUUACUCACAUUGCUAAAUAGUGGCUCAAUGCCAUAGCCUUUACUGGUCCUACACUCACACAUUAUACACAGUUUCAGGGUGUAAUAAUUAGUCAUUAAUAAUUAAUCUAUCAGGUUCCUGCUUCUAUCAUUCAGAGAGAGGGAAGAGAGGAGGGGGAGUUACAGGUGAGUUUAGUAUGAGAAAGAGAGGUUAACUCUUCCUACAGAAUGUAUUGUGUUCUCUCCUGGCAGUCUGAUGAUGGGAGCUGGUGCUGUGGUGCGGGUGUGUAUGUUAGUGUGUUUUUGAUUGGUGCCUGCGUGGCCUGUGAAUGCCAGGCUGUGGGAGUGGAGAGGAGUAGUGGGGGUCAGAGACAGACUGCCCUCAGUCCUCUACACUGUGUGUGUGUGUGUGUGUGUGUGUGUGUGUGUGUGUGUGUGUGUGUGUGUGUGUGUGUGUGUGUGUGUUGACUGCAGUGAUUCAAACAUUGUGAUUCUAGGAAUAGUAAUGUGAAAGCUGUAUUGACUUUAGUCCUGGUUUAUUCAAUACUGUUUUAAUCAGUAUGACAAUAAAAAAUGAUCAGUUCCAAAGUUCAGCCAUGUAAAGGGUUAACUGUUCCAGGAAGAGAAGCACACAGCAGUAUCUGGUGGGGAGGAGAAGUAUUAACAUCACUUUGCUGAAGUGAAACUAAAGUAGAGAGACCUACAGUAUAUUGUGUACGGGACCAAACUCUACAGCACUGAAAUCCCUAUUAAAUAGCUAUACAUUCAGACUAUACACUGACUCUCCUACCCUUUGACACCACAAACAGAAAGGACAGCGAUAUCAUCCACAAAAACAUACAGGUGAGUAGAAAGAUUGAUAUGGAAAGUUAAGUUGAAGAUAAGCUCUACUGUGUAUUUCCUUAUUUAUUUAUCCAGAUUCUACGGUAUGUUACACUUUUCAUUCUAUGGUUAUCUGACUUUUAUCUAUAUUGUAUCAUCAUGUAUCAAGAUUCGUUAAUAUCAUCAGAUAAGACAAUGUUGACAACUCUAAAGCUGAAUUUAUCAAGAGCUGGCUGAUUCCAAGAAAUGCUUUAUGGUUUCACCUCUGGUCUCUGUCUAGAUAUGUCCACCUCCAGCAGUCUUCUGUCUGAAGAGCAGUUCCUGUGCUCCAUCUCUCUGGAUGUGUUCACUGAGCCAGUCUCUAUUCCAUGUGGACACAACUUCUGCAAGGCCUGUAUCAGUGGAUACUGGGAUAGCAAUGUGUAAAAAAAAACAUUAGAUAAGAGACCAGAUCUGUUUGUCAAUACUUUCAUUUCUGAGAUGGUUGCUCAGUUCAGGCAGACAGUUGAAGUGAAAGCUACCAGCAGCCCAGAACAAUGUCCUGCUCAACCCCUAGACAUCCCCUGUGACUUCUGCACUGGGACGAAGCUCAAGGCCCUGAAGUCCUGUCUGGUGUGUCAGACCUCUUACUGUGAGACUCACCUGGAGCCUCAUCAGAGAGUUGCAGCCUUAAAGAGACACAAGCUGAUCAACCCUGUGGAAAACCUGGAAGACAGGAUGUGUAAGAAGCAUGACAGACUCCUGGAGCUGUUCUGUAGGAGGGACCAGAUGUGUGUGUGUCAGUUCUGCACUGAGACAGACCACAUGACUCAUGACACUGUCCCUCUAAAGGAAGAGUAUGGAGAGAGGAAGGCUCAGUAGAUCUCAGCAAGAAAGAUGCAAAAAGAGAGAUAUCAGACAGUGUGCAGGUCUUCACUGCUCUGGUGCGCUCCAUUGAGAGAAGCCAGGCUGAGCUCAUUGAGGUGAUUGAGGAGAAGCAGAAAGCAGCAGAGAGGCAGGCUGAAGGGCUCAUUAAAGAGCUGGAGCAGGAAAUCACUGAGCUAAAGAGGAGAAGCACUGAGCUGGAGCAGCUCUCACUCAGUGAGGACCACCUCCACCUCCUACAGAGCUUUCCAUCCCUGGGCACCCCUCCACCCACCAAGGACUGGUCUAGGAUCAGUGUUCACAGUGAUCUGUGUGUGGGGACUGUGAGGAGAGCUGUGUCUCAAGUGGAGGAGACCAUUAUGAGUGAAGUUAUGAAGUUGUGUGAUGCUGAGCUGAAGAGGAAUCAGCAGUAUGCAGUGGAUGUUGCUCUGGAUCCUGAUACAGCACAUCCCUACCUCAUCCUGUCUGAGGAUAGAAAACAAGUGGAACAUGGAGACAAACCACAGGAUCUCCCUGACAACCCAAAGAGGUUUAUUACAUGUCCCUGUGUAUUAGGACAUGAGGGCUUCUCUGCAGGGAGAUGUUACUAUAAGGUGACAGUUAAGGGGAAGACUACGUGGGAUUUAGGAGUGGCCAGAGAGUCCAUCAACAGGAAGGGGAAGAUCAAACUGAACCCUAAAAAUGGAUACUGGACUCUGUGGCUGAGGAAUGGAAAUGAGUACAAGGCUAACUCUAGCCCCACUGUCACCCUCUCCCUGAGAGAGAAGCCCCAGAAGAUGGGGGUGUUUGUGGAUUAUGAGGAGGGUCAGGUCUCCUUUUAUGAUGUGGAGGCCAGGUCUCAUAUCUACUCUUUCACUGGCUGCACCUUCACUGAGAAACUCUAUCCAUACUUUUUCCCUGGCAGUAAUGAUGGUGGUAAAAACUCUGUCCCUCUGAUCAUCUCUCCUGUCAAUCACACAGAAUGACUUUUAACCUGAAAAUCUACUAAAAUGUGUACAUUUAAUCUGUUGUCCUACAUCAGAGAGAAUAUUUCACUGUAAUAUUAUUACUGACGUGGUUGUUGUUUGUUGUCAUCAGCCUCAUGUCAGUCUGUUAGACAUGAUGAGUAUCCUACAGAAUGCAGCAGCAUUGUAAGAUAUGAACAUAUCUCUCCAGGCUCAUAACAAGGUAUGAUUCAUAUCUGGGAGUUACAUUUCUGAGGAAGUUCUGAUCAUGAGAUAAUAUAAGCAUUUUUAGCUCAUGAAUUGUUUGCAGUGUAUAUCUCUGUUGAUCCUACCUAUAAUGAACUGGGAUGGGCAUAGAGUAAAAUUCAUGAUAUUUAGAAAAUAAAAUCCAGUUGAAUAUUGACCUCUUACGUAAUAUUUCUACUAGGGAUGCUGUCCCAGAUGUUUACAAUAGUGAUGGAUAUGACAUCAGUUUGGAAUAGUGGAGAUAUACUGAGGUGUCUGAGGUUGAUGUCAUAUGGAAAUUGUAUUUUUAUUUUGUGGUUUUGCUGUCUCAUCACUAGGGCUGUGGCAGUCACGAAAUUUCGUCAGCCGGUGAUUGUCAAGCAAAUAACUGUCGGUCUCAUGGUAACUGACCGUUAAUUAACAUAAACACAUUUAGCAUCUCCUGGCUUCCACACAUAGCCUACAAGCCACUGAUGCUGACCUUUGGAACAUCUACAUUUGAAAAAGUCUAAUAAAUCCAUAUAAUAUAGCCUACACCUUCACAAUAAAUCCAUUAUUUAUUUUAGACAGGUCUAAGGAAGCAUGAUAUGAAGACAAUGUAGUCUAUUUCAGAAGAACAGAAUAGCAUACUCUGAGUUAUCAUUAUGUUAGGUCCUGAUCUGGCUAUGCCAAAUGGCUGUGGGCUACACUAGUUCAUUUAGCAGACAAGAUUUGCUUAGAAUUUCGUGGCAUUAUUUUAUAUUAUUUUAUAGUAUGAAGAAUACAAUUGAACAAAGCUGAAUAACGAUUUAAGGGGCUGCGCACAUGCGGCUACUCUGUGUUGAGCGGUUAACAAAGAAAUAAGUACUCCUAUAUUCUUAAUUUAGAGUUAUUAAUGUAACUUUAGUUGUUCUACAAAUGUUGGGCUAUAUGUUUUGAUUUUUAAUACAUUGUAAGGCUGCAUGAUGCAACUCUAAUGAUGAUUUGAAAAAUGUUGCUUGAAAGGCAUGAGCUCUGCUUUGUUUUUUUGCGCAGGCUGUACACACUUCGUCAGUCUCUCAUUCACAAUUUGAGAAGCUCUUGAUAAUGCUUCGAAUUUCCUGGUGGCAUCCCCUUUGUGUGGCCAUAAUGCACCCUAAAUAAAUCGAUGCAUUUUGCAGCCAUUCUCACUUAAUUCUGCCCGCUCCGAAGCACCUCUCAUCUCACUCACACUUCUCACAGGCUACAAGUGAAGACAGACACAUCGGGGACGCAACUGAGCGCGUCCUUAUCCAAUUCCAAGGUGCAUAUUGAAGAUAUUGGAAGAACUAUCCACAUUUAGUUUUCGUCAGCCAACAAGAUAAGUAGGCCUAACGAACAGCAAAAGCUUUAGCCUAUGUCAGUCUACUAUCCCCAUAGUACAAAAGUUGACCUAUUCUGUGCGAGAAAUAAAAUAUUCCAAACAUAGUCUGGGACAGUUGUGGGAUGCGAUAGAUCCUAAAUUAAUACAACCACUAGCAUCAAAAACACUUUUUCACACAAUGAGGCUGACGCAACAGAUCAGAAAGUUUAGCUUAAAAUGUUGAUAAACUAUUAGGCUAUUCCUUCACAAUAUAAGCGCAGCAAUGCGCACAUGGCAGUAGGCUUUAAGCACGAAUGUUCAAUUUUAGCGGGAAAACACCAGUAUCAAAAGUGACCACAAAUGCGAUUAUGCAUGUAAUGCUUUUAUUAUAAAGAUGCAUUUUUAUGGUCAAAAUUAUCUUCCCCAAACUUGAAACUCACGCGCUGCUUAUGUAUGCCAGUUAGGCUCUACACCCCCUUGUAAAGUGGAUUCAUGUGCUUAAUUUUAAGAAGUUAUUUGGCCCCUAUUCAUGAUACAAACCUUAUUAAAACAAAUAGGCCUAUGGGCUAGGCUACAUGAGGUGUGCGACUUUGAUUCGUAAAAGUCGCAAGAAAAAGGCAUUGUUUCUUAUGCUGGGCAUCAUUCACAAGUGAUAGGCUAAUAUUGUCACCCAUUAGACUUUUCUUGAUUUAAUCUUGUCUUUACAUAUACUAAAUAAUUAUGUGUGACAUUUGUUUUGAUUUAGAAUGGACCAUUAUCAUGCACCUGUAUCGAAACAGGGGCAGUGGGAAAAAAUACUUAAAUAGCGAAUGGAUGACGCUUUUCCCCGUGGUUUAUUUUCAUGCCAGCCAGGUAGGCUAUACUCCUGUUGUAAAUAUAAGCAAUGUGCUUAAUAUUAGGAAAGUUGAAAAAUAAAUAUAGAAAGCUGAUCCUCCUCUUUUCAGUAGAGGCCAUCACUCAGUUUUCUCGCGCAAUGGCAUAGCCUAUUUAAAUGUUGUGCAACAUGAGCUCAUGGGCUCUCAUGAAGUGUUUGAUUAGAUUUUUUAUUACAUUUGCAUUGAUGUCAGAGUGAUUAGAGGGACAAUAGAGUGCUGAGUACCAGGCAGUUAGCAAGUUUGAUAGGCUACUAAUGACCAGCAGCAGCAUCAGAGCUUGACUAAAUGGUCACGUGGAAUUUGACUGCCUUCAUAACUUGUGACCACCGGUGUGUCGGUAAUACGGUCACCGCAACAGCCCUACUCAUUUUACAUUUUAGUCAUUUAGCAGAUGCUCUUAUCCAGAGUGACUUACAGUUAGUGCAUACAUUUUUUCAUACUGGUCCCGUACACAAUAUACUGUACUGUAGAAUAAUAACAAUAAUAAUAAACAUCAUACAAAAUACAAAAAUAAAAUCAAUCCAAAAAAGCCCCACUCCUUCAGUGAUAAUCCAGGGGCCUGUGUGGACGGAACAUUCAUCGACAUGAUUCCUUGAAAUGCCUCCGCUGUAAAAUCCCUGAGUCCCAAAAGACUUUUAGCCGCACUCACAACAAUGCCUAUUUUCUCAGCUUUCUUCUUUGUUUGCGCUGUGCAGUUUAUAACCAAUGCAAUAAAUGAUACAAAGUCCACCUUUUUAACAUGCUACAUGUCAGGAUCCUUUUGGCGAGUAACAUUUACUGAUGUCUCUAAUCCAACUACCAUGGUUUCUUCAACAUUACUCCCUUCUUCCACUCUUCUCACCGCCUCUGGAUAGGAGACCUCAGUCUCCUUCACCCUAACAGGGCACUUCAUGAAUUUGGGUGCAUGCUCGCCACCACAAUUGCAACAUUUCACAUCAUCUGGCAUACAAUAUUCCUCCCCGUCUACAUACACUUGACACAAGUCCAAAUACUUUACAUUUAUCACAAUGCAAGGGUUUGGGCACGAAGGCUCUUACAGGUUAUCUCACAUAACUCAAAUAUACAUACAAAGGGAGACACUCUUCUUCAAAGAACAAAAUAAUCCACCAUACGGGUCAGUCGGCGUGCACCAACCACUGGGCUUCCUCACUCCAUCCACCAUACGGGUCAGUCGGCAUGCACCAACCACUUCAUCCACCAUACGGGUCAGUCGGCGUGCACCAACCACUCCAUCCACCAUACGGGUCAGUCAGCGAGCACCAACCACUGCCUCUACAUCCUUUGCUCUCACUUCUAGCGCCACUCCAGAGAUAACACCCUUGAUAGGCACCCUGCUUCACAGAUCCACACACAACACAUUCCAAUUCGAUAUAUUUUUCAGGUGCAAAGCACACACCUUCUGCUCCUCGGACACACAAAACCCCCAAAUAAACCCUUUUCUUUUUAUUUUCACUUCAAACAGAUCUCCCAGGUAUCUCGAUCAAAUAAUUUGUAUUAAAUAAAAAGGGAAUAAAAUGGGUAAAAGAUAAGAGAACAGUCAGAACUAGGCCUCAUUACCACAAUUAUCAAAUAUCAUUUUUCACUCUUUACAAAUAGUCACCUGUUAUGGCACCUUGUCUGUCUGCCUGUCUGCACAUUGAUUGUGAAUAGAGUAAGAUAGUUGAUAAAUGUAAAGUAUUUGGACUUGUGUCAAGUGUAUGUAGACGGGGAGGAAUAUCGUAUGCCAGUUGAUGUGAAAUGUUGCAAUUGUGGUGGCGAGCAUGCACCCGAAUUCAUGAAUACUGUUUUAAUCAGUAUGACAAUUAAAAAUGAUCUGUUCCAAAGUUCAGCCAUGUAAAGGGUUAACUGUUCCAGGAAGAGAAGCACACAGCAGUAUCUGGUGGGGAGGAGCAUUAUUAACGUCACUUUGCUGAAGUGAAACUAAAGUAGAGAGACCUACAGUAUAUUGUGUACGGGACCAAACUCUACAGCACUGACAUCCCUAUUAAAUAGCUAUACAUUCAGACUAUACACUGAUUCCCCUACCCUUUGACACCACAAACAGAAAGGACAGAGAUAUCAUCCACAAAAACAUACAGGUGAGUAGAAAGAUUGAUAUGGAAAGUUAAGUUGAAGAUAAGCUCUACUGUGUAUUUCCUUAUUUAUUUAUCCAGAUUCUACGGUAUGUUACACUUUUCAUUCUAUGGUUAUAGGUAUUUUAUCUAUGUUGUAACAUCAUGUAUCAAGAUGUGUUAAUAUAAUCACAUAAGACAAUGUUGACAACUCUAAAGCUGAAUCUAUCAGGAGCUGACUGAUUCCAAGAAAUGCUUUAUGGUUUCACCUUUGGUCUCUGUCUAGAUAUGGCUACCUCCAGCAGUCUCCUGUCUGAAGAGCAGUUCCUGUGUUCUAUCUGUCUGGAUGUGUUCACUGAGCCAGUCUCUAUUCCAUGUGGACACAACUUCUGCAAGGCCUGUAUCAGUGGAUACUGGGAUACCAGUGACCUGUUCCAGUGUCCAAUGUGUAAAAAAACAUUAGAUAAGAGACCAGAUCUGUUUGUCAAUACUUUCAUUUCUGAGAUGGUUGCUCAGUUCAGGCAGACAGUUGAAGUGAAAGCUACCAGCAGCCCAGAACAAUGUCCUGCUCAACCCCUAGACAUCCCCUGUGACUUCUGCACUGGGACGAAGCUCAAGGCCCUGAAGUCCUGUCUGGUGUGUCAGACCUCUUACUGUGAGACUCACCUGGAGCCUCAUCAGAGAGUUGCAGCCUUAAAGAGACACAAGCUGAUCAACCCUGUGGAGAACCUGGAAGACAGGAUGUGUAAGAAGCAUGACAGACCUCUAGAGCUGUUCUGUAGGAGUGACCAGACUUGUGUUUGUGUCUUGUGCUUGAAAGCAGACCACAUGACUCAUGACACUGUCCCUCUAGAGGAAGGGUAUGGAGAGAAGAGGGCUAAACUGGGGAAGACUGAGGCAGAAGUUCAGCAGAUGAUCCAGGAGAGACUGCAGAAGGUGAAGGAGAUCAAAGACUCAGUAGAUCUCAGCAAGAAAGAUGCAGAAAGAGAGAUAUCAGACAGUGUGCAGGUCUUCACUGAUCUGGUGCGCUCCAUUGAGAGAAGCCAGGCUGAGCUCAUUGAGGUGAUUGAGGAGAAGCAGAAAGCAGCAGAGAGGCAGGCUGAAGGGCUCAUUAAAGAGCUGGAGCAGGAAAUCACUGAGCUAAAGAGGAGAAGCACUGAGCUGGAGCAGCUCUCACACAUUGAGGACCAUCUCCACCUUCUCCAGAGCUUCCCAUCCCUCUGCACCCCUCCACACAUCAAGGACUGGUCUAAGAUCAGUGUUCAACGUGAUCUGUGUAUGGGGCCAGUGAGGAGAGCUGUUUCUCAGCUGGAGGAGACACUGAAUAAAGAGAUGGAGAAGCUGCCUGAAGUCAAACUGAAGAGGAUUCAGCAGUAUGCAGUGGAUGUGACUCUGGACCCUGAUACAGCACAUCCCUGCCUCAUCCUGUCUGAGGAUAGAAAACAAGUGAAUCAUGGAGACAAACCACAGAAUCUCCCUGACAACCCAAAGAGGUUUGAUCGUGGUGGGAAUGUCCUUGGAAAUGAGGGCUUCUCUGCAGGGAGAUUUUACUAUGAGGUAACAGUUAAGGGGAAGACUAAAUGGGAUUUAGGAGUGGCCAGAGAGUCCAUCAACAGGAAGGGGAAUAUCACACUGAGACCUGAGGAUGGAUACUGGACUUUGUGGCUGAGGAAUGGAAAUGAGUACAAGGCUCUCACCAGCACUGGUGUCCAACUCUCCCUGAGAAGGAAGCUCCAGAAGGUGGGGGUAUUUGUGGAUUAUGAGGAGGGUCAGGUCUCUUUUUAUGAUGUGGAGGCCAGUUCUCAUAUCUACUCUUUCACUGGCUGCACCUUCACAGAGAAACUCUAUGCAUUCUUCUGUCCCUCUAAUAAUGAUGGUGGUAAAAACUCUGCUCCUCUGAUCAUCUCUCCUGUCAAUCACACUGACUGAUUUUUAAUCCGAAAAUCUAACUGGCCAGUAAAAUUAAUACAUUUAGAAUAGUCAUAAUCUGUUGUCAUAGAUCACAAAGAAUAUUUUAGACGCACAAAUAUCAUAGAAACAUAUUCUAUUCUUAUUUAUUUAUGUGACUCCAAAAUGACACAAUACAUUAUUUACCAUUAAUUUCUAUUGGGCACAAAAUAAUCUGAAACGCAACCAAAAUAAACAGUAAAUGCAUCCAACAAAUGUGUGAGUCACAAUCUUGAUGUAGUCAUUGCGUGCUAUGGAUAUGGGACAAAAUAGUUAACUUUUUACUACUUUAAUACACAUAUACAGUUGAAGUCGGAAGUUUACAUACACUUAGGUUGGAGUCAUUAAAACAAGUUUUUCAACCACUCCACAAAUUUCUUGUUAACAAACUAUAGUUUUGGCAAGUAAUUUUUCCAACAAUUGUUUACAGACAGAUUAUUUCACUUAUAAUUCACUGUAUCACAAUUCCAGUGGGUCAGAGGUUUACAUACACUAAGUUGACUGUGCCUUUAAACAGCUUGGAAAAUUCCAGAAAAUUAUGUCAUGGCUUUAGAAGCUUCUGAUAGGCUAAUUGACAUCAUUUGAGUCAAUUGGAGGUGUACCUGUGGAUGUAUUUCAAGGCCUACCUUCAAACUCAGUGCCUCUUUGCAAGACCUCAGAAAAAAAAUGGUAGACCUCCACAAGUCUGGUUCAUCCUUGGGAGCAAUUUCCAAACGCCUGAAGGUACCACGUUCAUCUGUAUAAACAAUAGUACGCAAGUAUAAACACAAUGGGACCACGCAGCCGUCAUACCGCUCAGGAAGGAGACGCGUUCUGUCUCCUAGAGAUGAACGUUCUUUGGUGCGAAAAGUGCAAAUCAAUCCCAGAACAACAGCAAAGGACCUUGUGAAGAUGCUGGAGGAAACAGGUACAAAAGUAUAUACAGUAAAACGAGUCCUAUAUCGACAUAACCUGAAAGGCCGCUCAGCAAGGAAGAAGCCACUGCUCCAAAACCGCCAUAAAAAGCCAGACUACGGUUUGCAACUGCACAUGGGGACAAAGAUCGUACUUUUUGGAGUAAUGUCCUCUGGUCUGAUGAAACAAAAAUAGAACUGUUUGGCCAUAAUGACCAUCGUUAUGUUUGGAGGAAAAAGGGGGUUGCUUGCAAGCCGAAGAACACCAUCCCAACCGUGAAGCACGGGGGUGGCAGCAUCAUGCUGUGGGGGUGCUUUGCUGCAAGAGGGACUGGUGCACUUCACAAAAUAGAUGGCAUCAUGAGGAAGGAAAAUUAUGUGGAUAUAUUGAAGCAACAUCUCAAGACAUCAGUCAGGAAGUUAAAGCUUGGUCGCAAAUGGGUCUUCCAAAUAGACAAUGACCACAAGCAUACUUCCAAAGUUGUGGCAAAAUGGCUUAAGGACAACAAAGUCAAGGUAUUGGAGUGGCCAUCACAAAGCCCUGACCUCAAUCCUAUAGAAAAUAUGCGGGCAGAACUAAAAAAGCGUGUGCGAGCAAGGAGGCCUACAAACCUGACUCAGUUAUACCAGCUCUGUCAGGAGGAAUGGGACAAAAUUCACCCAACUUAUUGUGGGAAGCUUGUGGAAGGCUACCUGAAACAUUUGACCGAAGUUAAACAAUUUAAAGGCAAUGCUACCAAAUACUAAUUGAGUGUAUGUAAACUUCUGACCCACUGGGAAUGUGAUGAAAGAAAUAAAAGCUGAAAUAAAUCAUUCUGUCCACUAUUAUUCUGACAUUUCACAUUCUUAAAAUAAAGUGGUGAUCCUAACUGACCUAAGACAGGGAAUUUGUACUAGGAAUAAAUGUCAGGAAUUGUGAAAAACUGAGUUUAAAUGUAUUUGGCUAAGGUGUAUGUAAACUUCCGACUUCAGCUGUAAGUGGUCCCUUACAAUGGGGGGACUAUGUAUAGAAAGUGUUGUAAAUCUUUUAUAUAAUAAUUGUUUUAUUUAAUCCCUGUUUUCUCCCCAAUUUCGUGAUAUCCAAUUGGUAGCUUGGACUCGUACGGACUCGGGAGAGGCGAAGGUCAAGAGCCAUGCAUCCUCUGAAACACAACCUUGCCAAGCCACACUGCUUCUUGACACACUGCUCGCUUAACUCAGCCCGUUACAAGGAGUCGCUAGAGUGUGAUGGGACAAGGACAUCCCGGCUGGCCAAACCCUCCCCUAACCCGGACGAACGCUGGGCAAAUUGUGCACCACCUCAUGGGUCUCCCGGUCAAGGCCGGCUGCGACACAGCCUGGGAUCGAACCCGGGUCUGUAGUGACACCUCUAGCACUGUGAUGCAGUGCCUUAGACUACUGCGCCACUCGGAGGCUAGUGUUGUCAUUUUUAAAUGGUGAAACCGAUAUGUACACAAAUAGCGUCAAAUAAAAGCUGAGAAUCUAUACUUUAACCUCAUAGUAAUUGUUUAAUUUCAAAUCCAAACUUUUGGAGUAUAGAGCCAAAAGAAGAAGGAAAUCACUUGGGGGUGCAAAUGAAACCACCCGUGGGCCAAAUUCGGCCACUUGGGGGACCCUGAUGUAGCGGAUCUAGUUUCAGGCGUUUAUUUUACGCCUGCUACGUUAGGUUAGUGUGUGUGUCUGUGUGCGCAAGUAUGUAAGUCACACACUAUUGGCCCCGCUCUGCUGGUCCGUGGUUCUUGGCUGCGUCUUGCAUGAGGCCCCAUGUUAAUUUAAAAAGACGCUGGAUCCCAUUCUCUCCCUAUGUUCCUGCCAGGAGCACCUCUGCAUUCCACAGCGUGUGAGGAAUUAUUCCUUCCUGGGAAUCCUGCAAAUACAUCUUAAUCACCAUGGAAACAGGCUAGUGGAGGGACAGAUCCAGAGAUGGGAAUUCAGGAAGUUGCUCUGAUUGGGUUGUGGUGGUGUCAUUCAGUGAAACAGAGGUUCUGUUGUCUUGCCUUAAAUAGCUAUUGUAUUUCAUCACAACUGUGUGUUGUGUGUGUCUGUUUUCUGUAUGUAAGCCUGUGUAUUGGCGGUAACAGCAGCACUGGUCUGAGCACCCAGACCUCUACUAGUCUAUUAGUCUGUGUGGUGGACAUUGUUUUAAGCCCAAAUGGACUACAGAGAUUGACAGUAAAUGCAAUGAGAGAGAGUGUGUGUGUCAGCCAGCCAAGCAGUUACCCUGUCAGCUGCGGUGCUUCUAUUCUAGGGCAUGGGCACAAAAUGGCUGCCGUUACUCACAGGAUGUAAAUGACAUCUGCCUUGAGACUGGAGGACCAGCGGGGUCCAAUGGACCGGGGGGAGAUGCAGACUGCAUUCAGUGACACACACACACUCUUGAGAUGCAGGUCUGUGGUUGUAGACAGUGGUGCGGGAGCAGUUUUUUGUAAAUGACGUCAUCAUUUCCUCAAAGUUUGUACCGACAGAUGUAGCCAAUUGAUUAGCCUGUCAUUAUAGAAUAUGCAUAAAAUGCAUCCUCCAAUUGCAACGUCUGCCUAUGCGCACUCAUAUUUCCUCAAGAAAAUGUUCAAUUUUUAAUACCCUCAAACAUCAAAUUAGGAAUAGGCUACCCAAAGUCAAAAUAGGCCACCACCAUUGUCAAUCGCGAAUUAUAAUUCUUCACGUUUUACCGGUGAAACGUCCAAACUGCAUCUCCAUGCCAAUCAUUUGAUUGAUCUCAAUCAGUUUCAUGGGAAUAUGCAUUUAGAUGUUCUUGAAUUACUGUUUAAUGAGUGAAUUAGAACAGAUGGUGUUAACAAACUAUUAGCCUUUCUUGCAUUUUGUUUCAAUAAAGCAUAUAUCCUGCCUAGUGGUGACCUCUGAGUUUUGGCGCAUGACAUUGUCUUUUUUGACUAUUCAGCUUCAGCUUACCAUCCUAAAAUCUCAUUAGAAAUUAGGUGUUUUUGGUGUAACAGUAACGUUAUAGGCUUACUAUGCUAUGAUAGUAUUGUAUUCGUUUUUGUUAUAUAAAAUGCGAAUUAAUCAUUGUGAUCUUGCGAGACAUUCAUUCAGCUUUGAUUUAACUUUGAUCACCAUUGUGAGAAGUGAUCAUCUUAUAUUUAUUAUAAUAAUAUAUAAUCAUUAUAAUAAUAAUAAUAAGUGAUGAGUAGGACUAUUAGGCUUAGGCAACAGAUCUUGAUGAGAUGGCAUUUUAAAGAAAAUUUACACUCAAACUAUCUUUUGAUAUUUGUUUCAUUAGCUAUUGUUGACAUAGUCCCAAAAUGGUUUGCUUGUCAGCAAUCAAGUUUUCAAGAUAUGUAACUUUGAGAAUGAAAUCAUCCCCGUAUGAUGCAUUUUGCAUCAUAUGAUGCACAACGCAGCAUCAUACUGUAUGAUGCAAAAUGCGUCAUACAGGAAUGAUUUCUGUAUUUUGAAAGUUACAUAUCUUGACAACUUGAUUGCUGACGAGCAAAACAUGUUGGAACUGUCAACAAUGGACUAAUGAAAUAAAUAUCAAAAGAUCUGGCAGUGAUGUUAAAGAAGUUGAACCAACUUGUGGUGCUGGAGGUUAGCUGAAGGAUAGCUGAAUGAUAGCUCUGCCAUUCGGCCAGUUCAGGAACAAACAACAAUAACUUGCAGUAGGCCUUUAGCAUAGUAGGCCUACGACUACGUGGUAUGCUAUUUCCCACCCUGACAUAGGCUUACCUUAUUAUUAUUUUAUUUUAUUAUUGGCCGAAGUUGUCAAGCCUCCGAUUGGGCCUCAGCGGUGCACACACAUAGCCUAUAGUUCUUCAUCCUUCUCACCACCGCCAGAGAGAAGACAUGGAAGAAACCACCAUUUACCUCUAGGCUGUUAUACAUAUUUAUUUGGUUUGACAUUCUAUCGUUUUUCAUUAAAUAUUAGUCGUAAUUAAAUAUAAUCUAUUUAGAAUUGAUCAGAAUACAUUUUACAGAAAUAGUUUUACCUGUUGCAUGUAUUGUCCAAUUGAAAAGAGUGAGGGAGCGUAGCUCCUCCGCAGUCCGCAGCACUACAUCCUGGUUGUAGAGCAGUGUGGAGAGGCGGAGAGCAACACACACACACACACACACACACACACACACACACACACACACACACACACACACACACACACAGAGAGAGAGAGCAAAAUCUAACAAAUGUACAGCUUGUAUCAUGCUGACGUGUUUAUCCCUGAACAAAGCAGUUGCUUUAGUUGCUUCCAAAUGCAAUUUAGGAGAAGAGCAUGAGAAAAUUUCAAAUGGAAUUCAGACAAAGCCUUUGCCAGCUGUGCAGUUCCUCGGCUGGGUGGGAAAAUAAAUAGUUUUCUAUUUUCUGCUCUUUUCACCCUUGGCAAUGUUGCAAAACCAGAUUGUUUUAUUAUUGUGUGAGAUUAAAUAUAAUAGUCUCAAGGGGCUUCUUAGCUGUGGAUUAUGAGAGAAUAGGUGAAUGAGCACACACACACACACACACACACACACACACACACACACACACACACACACACACACACACACACACACACACACUGACUGAAUGCGUUGUAGUAGGAUGCUAGUUAUUGAUUUGAUGUCAGUCAGCUCAUUCAGGGAUGUAUUGACCCAUACAGUAGGCCUACACUUCCAUCCAGACACGUGACUGAUCCAGGGCCUGGUCAAUAACAUGGUCCUGUAUGUUAUGUAACAAACUUCUCUAUCUCGUAAUGGACUAGGGCCUGUAAGGGCAAGGGUUGGCUGUGUGUUUGUGUGUCCGUGCACCCGUCCAUCCGUGUGUGUUAAAUCAUUGCUUAACAAUGCACUAGAGGAAGGGGAACGCUGGGUUUUGGUUUGGUGUAGGACUAUCAUUACGACAGGGGUACUAUAUACACUGCUCAAAAAAAUUAAGGGAACACUAAAAGAACACAUCCUAGAUCUGAAUGAAUGAAAUAAUCUUAUUAAAUACUUUUUUCUUUACAUAGUUGAAUGUGCUGACAACAAAAUCACACAAAAAUUAUCAAUGGAAAUCAAAUGUAUGCUGCUCCCUCUCCCUCUCUGCUCCCUCGCUCUCUGCAUGCUCUCCCUCUGCUCCCUCUGGCUCCCGCUCCUCUCCUCUUCUGCCCGCUCCCUCUCCUCUCCUCUCCUCCCCUCCUCUCCCCUCCUCCCUCGCUCCCUCUCCCGCUGCCCCUUCCUCCCUUUUCUCCUCCGUCACUCUCUGCUCCCUCUCCUCCUCUCCUCUCUCUGCUCCCUCUCCUCCCUCUCUCUCUCCCUCUCUCCCUCUGCUCCCUCCUCUCCUCUCCCUCUGCCCCCUCUCCUCCUCUGCUCCCUCUGCCUCCCUCUCCUCCCUCUCCUCUGCCCUCUCCUCCUCUGCUCCCUCUCCUGUCUCCCUCUCCUCUCCUCCCCCUGCUCCUCUCUCUCCCUCUCCUUGCUCCCUCUCCUCUCUCUCUCCUCGCUCCUCCCCCUCUCCUCUCCUCUAUCUAGCUCCCUCUCCCCUCCCUCCCUCUCCUCCCUCUGCUCCCUCUCCUCUCGUCUCUCCCUCUGCUCCCUCUCCUCCUCCUCUAUCCUCUCUCCUCUGGGCCCCCCUCCCCCCUGCUCCUCCCUCUCCUCCCUCUGACCUCUCCCUUCUGCUCCUCUGCCCUCUUCCUCCCUCUGCUCCUCUGCUCCCUCGCUCCUCUCGUCGUCCCUCCCCUCCUCCCUCCUCUGCUCCCUCUCCUCCCUUUGCCCUCCCUCUCUCCUCCCUCUGCUCCCUCUCCUCCCUCUGCUAUCCCUCUGCUCCCUUCCCUCCCUCUGCCUCCCUGCUCCCUCUCCUUCCUCCCCCCUCGUCCCUCCCUCUCCCUCCUCCCCUCUGCUCCCUCUCUCCUCUCUUGCUCUCCUCCUCCCUCUCCUCCCUCGUCCCUCUCAUCUCCUCUCCUCUCUCUGCUCCCUCUGCUCCCUCUCCUUCCCCUCCUCUCUCUCUCCCUCUCCCCCCUCUCUCCUCCCUCGCUCCUUUCCCUCUGCUCCACUCCUCCUCCUCCCUCUCUCCCUCUCUCCCUCUUCUCCUCUCUCCCUCUCCUCCCUCUUCUCCUCUGUCCCUCUCAGUCCCUCUCCUCUCUGCUCUCUCCUCCCUCUGCCUCUCUCUCCUCUGCUCCCUCUCGCCCUCCUUCUCUCCUCCCCUCUACCUCUCCCUCCUGUCCCUCUGCCCCUCUCCUCCUCUCUCCUCCUCUGCUUCAUGCUCCCUCGCUCCUCUCACUCCUUCACUCCCUCCUGCGCACUUCUCUGCUCCUCCUCUCCUCGUCUUGCUCCCUCUGGGCCUGUAUCCUAUUCGCUCAAACUUGCAUCUAUCUCCCUUUUCUGCUCGCGUCGGGACUUCCUUUUCACCAUCAUCCACCUCCUAAAAGAGUUAGUGUCGUUAGUGUUUGUGACCAUCAGCAGAACUGCAAUGGGCUAUUUAUUUUAGCUGCGCUGUGCAGAAGAGGAGCCAUUGCAUAUUUCAACAUCAUAACCAUAACAAACCUCAAUAAGACUAUUAAGCCGUGACAGAAAUUAAAUGAAACAUGAAAACGCAGAUAUGAAUACCUCCUUAUUACUCACACAUUUCACCAACAAAAGUGCAGUUACAGGAGAGAACACCUUUUGUGAAUACAAAAACACACAGUCCCUGGGCUCAUAACCGAAAGCUAGUUUGAUGUGUGGAAAUGUGACAGGCUUAACUUGAUAUUAGUAUAUUCAUAUAUCUGGGAAUAAAUGGACUUAUGGAGUCAGGGAGGGACAUACUGAUUUUAGCUGCAUACACACAAAUGUUGCUGCAUACACACACAGUAUACAUGCACACACACACUAAUGUGGUUCGAGGUUUUUGUGUCAAUUGCACUACUCUGAGAACUAUGAACACUAUCAGUCGUGCUGGCGUUUUGAUUGACAGCUCGCCCUGAGGGACUGGAACAAGAGAUGGAGACUACAGACAUCACACACACAAUCUCAAUGGAUGAUAACUUUAUUGUAGUUACAGAGGAAGUGCUGAUCUGAUACAGUGGUUUGAGAAACCCCUUGACUACAGAGAGGAAGAGACAGUCAAAGAGAAAUGGCUCAUCCAGAUACAUAGGAGUACUCUUUCUAACAGAGGCAGGAGAGGAGAGCUGUGCUCAUGUACUUACCGGUAUGCAGACUGAAUGUCUGCAGUGUUACUCUACAGUAUGUUGCUGUAGGCUGAGGCUCAGAGACAGACUUGGAUAGUGUCUGUUCUCCCAUAGGAACAGCAUGGCAAAAUCACUUUUAUUUAUUUAUAUUUUUUAUUUCACCUUUAUUUAACCAGGUAAGCCAGUUGAGAACAAGUUCUCAUUUACAACUGCGACCUGGCCCAGAUAAAGCAAAGCAGUGCGAUAAAAACAACAACACAGAGUUACAUAUGGGGUAAAACAAAACAUAAAGUCAAAAAUACAACAGAAAAUAUAUAUACAGUGUGUGCAAAUGUAGCAAGUUAUGGAGGUAAGGCAAUAAAUAGGCUAUAGUGCAAAAUAAUGACAAUUAGUAUUGACACUGGAAUGAUAGAUGUGCAAGAGAUGAUGUGCAAAUAGAGAUACUGGGGUGCAAAUGAGCAAAAUAAAUAACAAUAUAGGGAUGAGGUAGUUGGGCGGGCUAAUUUCAGAUGGGCUGUGUACAGGUGCAGUGAUCGGUAAGGUGCUCUGACAACUGAUGCUUAAAGUUAGUGAGGGAGAUAAGUGUCUCCAGCUUCAGAGAUUUUUGCAAUUUGUUCCAGUCAUUGGCAGCAGAGAACUGGAAGGAAUGGCGGCCAAAGAAGGUGUUGGCUUUGGGGAUGACCAGUGAGAUAUACCUGCUGGAGCGCAUACUACGGGUGGGUGUUGCUAUGGUGACCAAUGAGCUAAGAUAAGGCGGGGAUUGGCCUAGAAGUGAUUUAUAGAUGGCCUGGAGCCAGUGGGUUUGGCGACGAAUAUGUAGUGAGGACCAGCCAACAAGAGCGUACAGGUCACAGUGGUGGGUAGUAUAUGGGGCUUUGGAGACAAAACUUAGGGCCUGUGAGCUCUGACCUCCAUCACUGUAGGCUGUCUAUGGAGAGACAUAUCUCUAUCUCUUAACCUCCUCCUCCUCCCAUCAUUACCACCACAUAAGAGCUUCCCUCGCUCCUCAGAUAGGAGAGGAGAUAAAACGACAGGAAGUUAAUUAUCCGACGGGCAGGGAAAAACAUGACAAGAUUUCCUCUCUCUCUCUCCUCUCUAUCUUUCACUCUGUUAAUUACAGUGCUUGUUCUCCGCCGAGAGAGAUGUUAUUUCGCUCCAUGAAGCUCUGCUCAGUGUGAUCUAGGGCCUUUAUAGCCCUGCGAGGAGUAAAAGUGAAAAUUCCACUUAACAAAGAGCUGGUAUUCACAGUGCCUCUCUCUCUCUCCCAGCCAGUGUUGAUGUGAUGUGGCAUGACAAUGGAGUAGUGGAGAUAUGAUAAAGAAAAAGAGGGGGAGAAAAAAGAUGAUGAGGAGGAGGGUGUCACUUUUUUCCCUCAGACUCAUUCAUCAUCAAGCAUCACUCGUUUGUUCAGUCACUUUCUCUGGUUAACAUGUCGAGAGAUAGAGGGGGAGAUGGUAGAGCGAGACAAAAGAGAGAUGACAUCGAGACAGAUAUAGUAGAAAGACGGGGAGCUUAGCAUGCCUUGUUAAACUAGCUCAGUCCUGUCUCUCUGCUGUGUAUGUGUGAAGCUCAGUCCUCUCUCUGCUGUGGAUGGAUGUAGCUCAGUCCUGUCUCUCUGCUGUAUAUGGAUGUAGCUCAGUCCUGUCUCUCUGCUGUGGAUGCCUGUAGCUCAGUCCUGUCUCUCUGCUGUAUAUGUGUGAAGCUCAGUCCUGUCUCUCUGCUGUGGAUGCCUGAAGCUCAGUCCUGUCUCUCUGCUGUAUAUGUGUGAAGCUCAGUCCUGUCUCUCUGCUGUAUAUGGCUGUAGCUCAGUCCUGUCUCUCUGCUGUAUAUGUGUGAAGCUCAGUCCUGUCUCUCUGCUGUACAGUGGGGAAAACAGUAUUUAGUCAGCCACCAAAUGUGCAAGUUCUCCCACUUAAAAAGAUGAGAGAGGCCUGUAAUUUUAAUCAUAGGUACACGUCAACUAUGACAGACAAAUUGAGGAAAAAAAUCACAUUGUAGGAUUUUUAAUGAAUUUAUUUGCAAAUUAUGGUGGAAAAUAACUAUUUGGUCACCUACAAACAAGCAAGAUUUCUGGCUCUCACAGACCUGUAACUUCUUCUUUAAGAGGCUCCUCUGUCCUCCACUCGUUACCUGUAUUAAUGGCACCUGUUUGAACUUGUUAUCAGUAUAAAAGACACCUGUCCACAACCUCAAACAGUCACACUCCAAACCCCACUAUGGCCAAGACCAAAGAGCUGUCAAAGGACACCAGAAACAAAAUUGUAGACCUGCACCAGGCUGGGAAGACUGAAUCUGCAAUAGGUAAGCAGCUUGGUUUGAAGAAAUCAACUGUGGGAGCAAUUAUUAGGAAAUGGAAGACAUACAAGACCACUGAUAAUCUCCCUCGAUCUGGGGCUCCACGCAAGAUCUCACCCAGUGGGGUCAAAAUGAUCACAAGAACGGUGAGCAAAAAUCCCAGAACCACACGGGGGGACCUAGUGAAUGACCUGCAGAGAGCUGGGACCAAAGUAACAAAGCCUACCAUCAGUAACACACUACGCCGCCAGGGACUCAAAUCCUGCAGUGCCAGACGUGUCCAGGCCUGUCUGAAGUUUGCUAGAGUGCAUUUGGAUGAUCCAGAAGAGGAUUGGGAGAAUGUCAUAUGGUCAGAUGAAACCAAAAUAGAACUCUUUGGUAAAAACUCAACUCGUCGUGUUUGGAGGACAAAGAAUGCUGAGUUGCAUCCAAAGAACACCAUACCUACUGUGAAGCAUGGGGAUGGAAACAUCAUGAUUUGGGGCUGUUUUUCUGCAAAGGGACCAGGACGACUGAUCCGUGUAAAGGAAUUAAUGAAUGGGGCCAUGUAUCGUGUGAUCUUGAGUGAAAACCUCCUUCCAUCAGCAAGGGCAUUGAAGAUGAAACGUGGCUGGGUCUUUCAGCAUGACAAUGAUCCCAAACACACCGCCCGGGCAACGAAGGAGUGGCUUCGUAAGAAGCAUUUCAAGGUCCUGGAGUGGCCUAGCCAGUCUCCAGAUCUCAACCCCAUAGAAAAUCUUUGGAGGGAGUUGAAAGUCUGUGUUGCCCAGCGACAGCCCCAAAACAUCACUGCUCUAGAGGAGAUCUGCAUGGAGGAAUGGGCCAAAAUACCAGCAACAGUGUGUGAAAACCUUGUGAAGACUUACAGAAAACGUUUGACCUGUGUCAUUGCCAACAAAGGGUAUAUAACAAAGUAUUGAGAAACUUUUGUUAUUGACCAAAUACUUAUUUUCCACCAUAAUUUGCAAAUAAAUUCAUAAAAAAUCCUACAAUGUGAUUUUCUGGAUUUUUUUUCUAAUUUUGUCUGUCAUAGUUGACGUGUACCUAUGAUGAAAAUUACAGGCCUCUCUCAUCUUUUUAAGUGGGAGAACUUGCACAAUUGGUGGCUGACUAUAUACUUUUUUCCCCCACUGUAUAUGGCUGUAGCUCAGUCUUAUUCCAAGGUUCCUGAAUAUGAAGGAACUCCACCACAGCCUUCCAACUACUCUACUAUAGAAUGUAAACACACAGUACAGUACCUGUCCAUACCUGUGUUUAGGACAGGAACUUAGAUAAAGACUCAGGCUGCGUCAGAAAUAGCACCCUAUUUCCUAUAGUGCACUACGUUUGGGCCCAGGGCCUGGUAGUGCACUAAAUAGGGAUAAUGAUGCAAUUUUCAGAUGCACAAUAUACUUCACCCAUGGGACCAUAACAGCAGUAGUAGUAAUAUCUAGAGUUGAUGUUUCAGUGACCCAUGACCAUCAGUCUCUGAUGACCUCUUAAAGGGAAUGGGCUUUACUUAAAGGGUAAUGGACUGUGACGUGAAGCGUAACUAUCAUAACCCCACCGCGUCUUCUCUUUGAGCUUUUUGUUUGGUCAUGCUUUCUCAUCGCUGUGCUAUGCUCCACAUUAUCUCUUCAAUGGCUAAUUGAUCUUAACUGGCAGAACCUGUCGCACAGUUAUAUUUAGGUGUACAAAGCAUGAUUUCUUCACGUUUACUCAGAUGCCAUAUACUGUAUAUACAUGUCACUUGAUAAAUGGUUAAGGGAGGGGUUCAAAUACUAACACAAUGCUUUUAGUUUGGUUAAGUGCUGAGAGCAUGGAGGUGGUCCCAGACAUGAGUUAUUUUAGCCCCUCAAAGGCCUAGCCCUAGUCUCUACUCUCUGGUAUGGCAUACAGCUGUGGCACUGACUGUCGUUGUGUGUGUGUGUGCACGUGCACGUGCACGUGCUUGUGUCUGAGAAUGUGCAGCUACACAGGGCACAGUCUGAUCGAUUUAGAGUCCCCAGGGAAACAAGGGAAUUCCCUGAAAGGGUUAUUCAGGGUACAGAGCAAAAAUAAUCACCAGCUCUAAGAAAACAUUCCUGCUCUUUAGAUCAAGAACAGACCCUCCCUCCCUCCCUCCCUCCCUCCCUCCCUCCCACCCUUCUUCCCCCAUCCUUCUUUCUUCACACUGAAAUGCUAAUGUAUGGGUCAAGUGAGCUACUGUUGAAUGAAAUGGGAACUAUGCAUAUUGUAUUAGUUAGCUCCCCAUAGAUCAUCAUUUGUAUUCCAGAAGAUGAAUCUAUCUCCUUUUUUCUUUUCUCUCUCUCUCUCUCUGUAUCUCUAUCGCUCUCUCUAUCUCCCCCCCCCCCCCAGUCGGAGUUCUCCAGUGCGGCCAUCCUCCACCAGGCGAGGAGAGACCAGGUAGCAGAGUCAUGUCGGGCCCACAGUGCAUCCAGCCGCAAGCGCCGGGUCCUGACCCCUGGUGACCUCAAACACCUGGUGGUGGAUGAGGAGCAUGAGCUCAUCUACUGCUAUGUCCCCAAGGUGGCCUGCACCAACUGGAAACGUGUCAUGAUGGUCCUCACCGGACGCGGCAAGUACAGGUCAGUAGCAUAGGAAACUAAUAUUACGAUUUCAGAUACUGUACCAAUACACAUUUUCCGAUAGGGACACAAUGAAUAAAUGAUUAAAGAUGUAAAAAGAAAAGCUGAAUAGUAGAUUAUGUUGUUUUAUUGAUAAUAAUACUACUACUACUGAUACGACUACGCUGUCACAAAACAUUAAGAACAUCUUCAUAAUAUUGAGUUGCAUCUCCCCCUUUUGCCCUCAGAACUGCCUCAAUUCUUCGGGGCAUGGACUCGACAAGGUGUCGAAAGCGUUCCACAGGGAUGCUGGCCCAUGUUGACUCCAAUGCUUCCCACAGUUGUGUCAAGUUGGCUGGAUGUCCUUUGGGUGGUGGACCAUUCUUGAUACACACGGAAAACUGUUGAGCGUGAAAAACCCAGCAGCGUUGCAGUUCUUGACACAAACCAGUGCGCCUGGCUACCUACUACCAUACCCCCGUUCAAAGGCACUUAAAUAUUUUGUCUUGCCCAUUCACCCUCUGAAUGGCACACAUACACAAUCCAUGUCUCAAUUGUCUCAAGGCUUAGAAAUCCUUCUUUAACAAGUGACAUCAAUAAGGGAUCAUAGAUUUCACCUGGAUUCACCUGGUCAGUCUAGGUCAUGGAAAGAGCAGGUGUUCUUAAUGUUUUGUAGACUCAGUGUUUAUAACUGCUGUUACUAUUACUACAACUCCUAAUACUACAAUUGAGAUACUUUUCAUUGUUUGUGUUGUCGUUAUUCUGUUCCUCAUGGUCUUUACUUCUGUCCACCUCAGUGACCCUAUGGAGAUCCCUUCCAACGAGGCCCACGUCCCGUCCAACCUGAAAUAUCUCAACCAGUACAGCAUUGCUGAGAUCAACCACCGCCUCAAGAGCUACCUCAAGUUCCUGUUCGUCCGGGAGCCCUUCGAGAGGCUCGUCUCCGCUUACCGCAACAAGUUCACCCUCAAGUACAACUCCUCCUUCCACCGCCGCUUCGGCACCAAGAUCGUCCGCCGCUACCGCAAGAACGCCACGCAGGAGGCGCUGCUCAACGGCGCCGACGUCAAGUUCCGGGAGUUCGCCGAGUAUCUUGUCGACCCUGCCACACAACGUGACGGCCCGCUAAACGAGCACUGGCAGACGGUGUACCAGCUGUGCCACCCCUGUCACAUCCACUAUGACCUGGUGGGCAAGUACGAAACCCUGGAGGAUGACGCCAACUAUGUUCUGCGGCUGGCGGGGAUGGGUGAGUCGAUGCACUUCCCGACCUUCGCCAAGUCCACCCGCACCACCGACAGCAUGACGGCCCAGUUCUUCAGCAACAUCAGCUCCCAGCAGCACGCCCAACUCUACCAGCUGUAUAAACUGGACUUCCUCAUGUUCAACUACUCCACGCCAAGCUAUCUGCGACUGGACUAA